This is a messenger RNA of Alternaria atra, 1503 nucleotides long. RefSeq lists its product as uncharacterized. NCBI's taxonomy places the organism in Eukaryota, Fungi, Ascomycota, Dothideomycetes, Pleosporales, Pleosporaceae. The transcript has a single exon. The record is from RefSeq and is a predicted model, not a curated record. The coding region runs from base 1 to 1503 and encodes 500 amino acids.
AUGGCAACAACAGCGCCGAUGCCAGCAGAGAAACGCGACUCGAUGGAGGCCACCGCCAACAUUCUCGAGACCAAAAUGAAAGCCGCUUCACUCAGCCAAACACCCCGAAAGCGACCUCUCGGGCUUACCGACCUUCCACCUUCCGUCCGCAACAACAUCUACAAACACUGUCUCGACACGGAGCUCGUAAACCUCGGCGCCCCAAACGUCUCCUAUACCCACACCAUCUCCAAAGAAGAAGGCAUCUUGACCUUCUCAGCCUCACGCAACCCCUUCCCUGUAAACACGGCUCUGUUCCUUGUCAACAAGGAGAUAAGCAAAGAUGCACUAUCCUACUUUUACGAGAAAAACCUCUGGGUACGACUAGACGUUUACACAAGCGACGCGCGACAUGCAAAGACAUUACUCGAAGACUCCGGCUUACUCUUCUCAACAUCCAAGAGCGAGUUGGUCGAGAAAGCCACACACCAUGCUCUCGAGGUCGUUCUCGUAGAGAAGAACAGCGCGCAGAAACGCGCUAGUGUCAUGUUCCCAGCUCAGUACUUACCCCGAUUGAUCAAUUUCUUGGAUCAAGCAAGCCGAGCGACAAAGACAUGGGCACAGGGCCGUAGUCUCUUCCUCAACGUGGUGAAUAUAUAUGGUUUCCCUGUAUCAAAGCUACAAGGGGAUCUACUAGAGCUCUUCCGUUUACUGAGUGGAUUCGGCAAGGUGGAAGUCGAUGGCAAGAAUCUCCUUCCACGGUAUGCAGAGGGCCUGCAGAAUAAUAUGAUGGGCGAGAGUUUUACGGCAGAUGGUUAUCUGGGCAGUGUGAAGGAGUUGUGUGAUUUAGCGGACGAGGCUAGGGAGCAGGAGAGAUAUGGGCUGGCGAAUGAGUAUGCGCAGGCUACUAUCAUUGCCCUGACAUACGGGUAUUUGACGCAUGCUGAGACGCUGCAUUCGCAGCCUGAGGAUUUCAACAAAUCUAUUCAGCGACUGCGCUGGCGGACGGAACUCGGAUUGGGUAUCAGUUUGUCUAUUCCGCUGAGGGGACUUACGACAAGUAAGCAUUGGUUGAGGACGACGAAUCCGACACAAGAGAUUAGGAGUGCGGCGAAGGAUCUUUUGUUGGCGGAGACUUCGGUUUCGAAAGCGCUGAGUUUGGCGUGUGACUCUCCUUCUCCGGCGUCAAACCCUUGGUUUCACUCCCUUCCUGUCGAGCUCAUUCCGCCGAACAAGCCUACCUUUUUCACCGACCGCGAGAGAGCGCAGACGUGGUAUGCUUUAGGCACUAUACACAUGGCUUUGGGUGAAUACAUCUUUGCCUGCGGUGAUAUGGAAAGGGCGCUGGAACUAUGGGGAAAAGACACCGGGAUCGACGAGGAAGGUGGCUUGAGAAGCAAGAUUGAAGAGUCUUUUGAGAAGGCAAGAAAGGGUAUCGAUGGAGACGCGGAGAGUAUGUGGGUCGGUGAAGUGCGUCCUGGAACAGGGCUGAAGACGGCGGCUACUUUGGCUAAAGGAUUGUAA